AUGGUCUACACAGGCCAAGGCCUGAGGAAGAAAACCCAAGAUGAGGUGAAAGUGAUGCAGCAAAUAUGCGGGGGACAGAACCACUGUGUAUACAAGGGACUGCUCCAGACAGAAGAGCAAUUCCAGUUCAAGUCUCAGCGCCACAUAGGUUUCCCCUUCAGCGCUACCUUCUACGUGAACGGCAUCAUGGCGGGCCGCAUCAGCUCCUGUUGUGAGUACCGCUACACGCCCGGCGCCCUGCAGGGCAAGAAGAGCUGCUUCAUGCUGACACGCCUCGCUGGAGGGAAGCCCUGCUACAGGUGUGUGAACGCUAGGCACGUCGACACACCACAACCCCCAAAACUUCCCCCAAAGCCUCCUCGACCACCCACCCCGAAAGCUGACGUACCAGAGUCCUGCCCCUCCUCCCCUCUGUUUGUGGCCAUGGGGACCGAGAGAGCUGAGAGGGUGCUGAGAGGGUUGAGAGCGCCCUCUAAAGGCAGAAACUACACAUCGUCAGACAGCGACGGGCUCACCAACAACAAGAGGAGACUGAGGCCAAAAGCCAAGCGGCGCAAAGACCCCAGCUUCGUGAGGUGGGAGGACAGCGAAGGCUCGGAGGACUCUGCGGUCAACAUGGACGAAAACACCCCAGAGAACCAGCAGCUGGUGCGAGUGAACGGGUCAUUUGUUCCCGAGAAUGACCCUCAUAUUGCUGAGCGACAGCAAGAGGAUGGACUUAGGAACGCGGAUGGAGCUCUCCAGCAUGAGAGGGCUAUGAUAAAUACAGAGGACAGAAAGGCACAGAGGAUGGAGAGGGACUCGCCCCGCAAAGGCAGAGCUGGAGAGAGAGACUUCUUUGAGGAAGUCAUGGAACUCAGCUCGAGCCUCGAGAAUUUUUCAAACAAAAAGAUCUGGUUUAAAGUACACAAGCAGGAGCGCAUUGCGGUGCAGGAGCGUAUGUCUAAAGGCCCCGGUGAGGGGGCGUCAGCCUCAGAGGUGGAGCUGAGUGGGGAGAGUGAAAGCGGAGAUGCUGCUGAUGACCACAUGGAUUUAGGUCGCAAGAAGACAACUGUACUUGGAGAGGGAAUCAGUAUAGAGGAGCUACAAAAACAGCUGGGUGCCGUGGCGGAUGUGCUGAAGGCGUCGGACGAGGUGGACGAACUGGUGCUGCGGAACACGGGCAUGACGGACGAGCUGCUGCGGAGCCUGGUGGACUCCCUGAAGCAGAGCCGCUCCACCGUCAGCACCAUCAACCUCAACCUGAACCUCAUCAGCCCCGCGGGGGCACACAGCCUGCUGGAGCUGCUGUACAGCAAGCCACAGCUCAAGGGCCUCUACUUGUUCGGGAACAGGUUGGGGGACUCUGGAGUGCAAAUGCUGUUGACAGGCCUGGCCGACCUACAAACAAGCCCAAACAAAGGAGCCAGCCCAGGGGAGCCAACCCCGCAGCAGCACACCACCCAGCCCCAGCUCACCCAGCCCCAGGCAGCGCCGGGAGCCAUGUCCUUACCUCCUGCUCCUCCUCCUGUUCCUGCCCCGCAUCCAGCUCCGCCAUCUGUGCCCUUGAGCCUGGUAGAGCUGGACCUGGGUGGAAACGGCAUAGGUCGGGACGGCCUUCAGGUCCUUGCCACCUACAUGCGGUACCACUCCCAGCUGCGCUACCUGGCCCUGGGCAAGACCAGCGCUCCAGACCUCACCACCUGGAGCGUGUUCUUCACGAGUCUGAAGGCCAACGCCAGGCUGGUUCACGUCAUGCUGGACGAGUGCGGGCUUGGGGACCAGGGCGCCAAGCUGGUGGCCGAGACGCUGAGGGCCAACGUGGGGAUUAAGAAAGUGGAUCUGGACGGCAACGGCAUCGGGGACGUCGGAGGAGCGGCCAUCUUGGACGCCCUGGUGAGCAGGAAGCAGAGUCCCAUGGAGCACCUGAGCAUGGAGGAGGGGAACCACGUCAGCACGGCCAUCAUGUCGAAGAUCUUACAGGAGAUCGUCAAAGCAAGCAGUGUACCUGCUGCUGAUGCUGCACCUCCCAAUGAACCCCCCAGUGAACAACAGCCUGCUAGUGAGCCAGUGGAGCCACAGCCCAGCCCUCCACCACCACCUCCACCACCAUCACCUCCGCCCAAAGAUGGGAAGAAGAAAGACAAGUCGAAAAAAGAAGAGAAAAAGGAAAAAUCAAAAAAGGAAGAGAAAAAAGAAAAGUCGAAAAAAGAGGACAAGAAGCGGGACGAAAAAAGAAAGGAUAAAAAAGACGAGAAGAAGCAUGAGGAAAAAAGCAAGCACAAAAAGAAAAAGAAAUAAUUUGUGCUCUGUAAAUGAUGGGUACUCCUUUAGGCAUGCAUUAUACCCAGGGCCACUGACAGCUUUGGCAGGGCCCGGGACAAAUACAACUUAAAGGGCCCCAAACUCAAUGCGUACAAUGUAAUGAGGAUCCAAUUCUGGGCCCCCUCUCUACCUGAGCCCUGGACAAGUGACCCAUUUGCCCCCCUGUGCCGGCUUCCCUGGUAAUACCAGUAGUUUUCUGCUGGUCAUAUCUGCACACUUGGCCACUCGGGGGUCGAAUCUGCAACCUUACAACAAGCCUACAGCAUGGGAAGCAGGUCCAUGAACAACUGAGCUAAAGUCCAAGCUACCGGCUCAAUUUCUAGCACUUCUAUAAUAUGACGUUCUGGAAGGAAGUUUAUGUCUUUGUUCUACCACUGAACGCUGCUUGUUGGCAUCCAUUGCACUAGGACCCCCUUCUGGACUUGGACA
Messenger RNA from Engraulis encrasicolus (European anchovy), 2733 nucleotides. RefSeq lists its product as uncharacterized. The record is from RefSeq and is a predicted model, not a curated record. Lineage: Eukaryota; Metazoa; Chordata; Actinopteri; Clupeiformes; Engraulidae. The transcript has 9 exons. Bases 1 to 2280 code for a protein of 759 amino acids. Gene Ontology annotation, molecular function: protein binding.